This is a messenger RNA of Bombina bombina (fire-bellied toad), 3662 nucleotides long. It is a transcript of the gene ADK, whose product is annotated as adenosine kinase. Gene Ontology annotation, cellular component: nucleus; cytosol. Gene Ontology annotation, molecular function: adenosine kinase activity. Bases 299 to 1435 code for a protein of 378 amino acids. The transcript has 12 exons. Gene Ontology annotation, biological process: purine ribonucleoside salvage. NCBI's taxonomy places the organism in Eukaryota, Metazoa, Chordata, Amphibia, Anura, Bombinatoridae. The record is from RefSeq and is a predicted model, not a curated record.
AUCUAGGGGAGAGGACAGCGUGAAGGGAAGGAGGGUAGUGGGAGGGGUGAACAUAGUGAGGGGGAGGAGAGAGGUGCAUGGAAAGAGAGUGAGAGGGGAGAGGAGACACAUGUGAGUAGGAUUCAGACAGGAAGAGUGAGGGCAGGAAAGGAAAUAGUGUGUAUUUGAUACAUUGUGUCUGAGUAAAGCAGAUCGUACAAGCACAUUAAUAUAAUAGAUCUGCUGUGAGGCACAAAUAAAGCACCAGAAGCCCCCAAGCCUAUACUCUACUGUGAUCAAGAUCCCCAAAAUCAACAGAAUGAAGGUGGCAGCAGAAGAACCUCAGCCCAAGAAGCAGAAGCUGGAGGAGACAGAGCUGAGUGAAAAUCUUCUUUUCGGUAUGGGAAAUCCCCUCCUGGAUAUCUGCGCUGUAGUGGACAAAGACUUCCUUGAUAAGUACGGAUUGAAGGCAAACAAUCAGAUCCUUGCUGAAGAGAAACACAAAGAACUGUUCGAUGAGUUGGUGAAAAGAUUCUCAGUUGAAUAUCAUGCUGGUGGCUCCACACAAAAUUCCGUUAAAGUGGCUCAGUGGAUGAUCCAGAAGCCUUAUAAAGUAGCCACGUUUUUUGGGUGCAUUGGCAAAGACAAGUUCGGUGAAAUCUUGAAGAAGAAAGCUGAAGAAGCCCACGUGGAUGCUCGUUACUAUGAGCAAAAUGAGCAGCCAACAGGGACGUGCGCUGCCUGUAUCACAGGAGAGAACAGUCUUCUAGGGAACGUACUGGAUGACGCCGCAGCUGAUCCGUGUAAUUCUAGGUCCUUGAUUGCGAACCUUGCUGCUGCUAAUUGUUAUGACAAAACAAAACAUCUUGAUCUGAAAGAGAACUGGCAGUUAGUGGAGAAGGCAAAAGUUUACUAUAUUGCGGGUUUCUUUCUUACUGUCUCUCCGGAAUCCAUCCUGAAAGUAUCAACUCAGUCUUCGGAACAUAACAAGAUCUUUAGCCUGAAUCUGUCUGCUCCCUUUAUCAGCCAGUUCUACAAAGAGCCACUCAUGAAAGUUAUGCCCUAUGUGGAUAUCUUAUUCGGAAACGAGACGGAAGCUGCUACAUUUGCCCGUGAACAAGGUUUUGAGACAGAAGAUAUUAAAGAGAUUGCCAGAAAGGCACAAGCCUUGCCGAAAGAAAACUCAAAAAGGCCAAGAAUUGUUGUAUUUACCCAAGGACAGGACGACACCAUUAUGGCAACGGAGGAUAAAGUUGUGUCUUUCCCAGUAAUAGAAAUUGACCAGAGCAAAAUAGUAGACACCAACGGAGCUGGAGACGCAUUUGUUGGGGGCUUCCUGUCUCAGCUUGUCUCCGACAAGCCGCUGGAAGAAUGUAUCAGAGCCGGUCAUUAUUCUGCCAAUGUCGUGAUCCGACGGUCGGGCUGCACCUUUCCAGAGAAGCCUGACUUCAAAUAAUGCGCUUGAGGAAACAAAACAAAACAAAAAAUGAAAUAGGAAACAUACCAGCAGGUCCCUCCCUUCCCCACAUCUCUGCUGAUAUUCCCCAAACCACAUUAAAAGAACUGAACUCUCUGCUUCUGUCACCUACAAAAAUGUAACAUUGACUUGACUGUUGCAUUUUUGUCCAACAGUGUUAAUUGUACUUACUUAAGUUACCAGCAGGUAACGUGAACUGUACAUCCAGGCCAAACACCUUUUUAAUUACUAUUUUGUUAGCAAUGGGUUAAAUAGAAGCAGCAUUUUGUCUGUAUACAAUCUGUAAAUUUUACAAAUAUACUCAGACUUCCUGAUUUCCCCCCCCCUUUUGUCCCUUUCUCAGUCCCAUAGUCCACACUGUUACUUGCUAAAAUAUGUUUCCAUCCACACCCAGAGUAAGGGGUAUCAGUAUUACAAAAUGCAGAAUUUCACAGCAAUUUAUAUAGUUAUGCACUUGCAGGCUGUGUAUGCAGAAUGUACAUACAUUCAUAUAUAUAUAUGGUAUAGUAAUGUUGUGUACAUAUGUGAGUACAUGGGUAUAUACAAAUAUAAUCACUCAGAGCCUGGCAUAUCUGUUUAUUACCCCCAGUGUUCGAUAACUCACUGGUAACCUCCUCCAUACUUCAGAACAAAGAACCAGCUAGAAUACCCAAACUGCUGCCAUACUAGUUGUUGAAAUGACUUAAUAGAAUGUAACUUUUAUUUGCAAAAAUGUAAAUAAAUCUACAAACCAAUGGCAACCAAAAUGAUCAGAAACUAUAUUUGAUCAUUUUAAUGGUUAAUUUUUAAAGGGACAGCUUUUGCUUUGUAUAUUAAAAUUGUGCUUGCUCUAUUUUCCCAAGACAAACAAACUUCUGGAACCUUUGUUUUCUUCAAAAUGCUACAAAUCAGGUUUAGACAGUGUGUAACAUUUUCAAGAAAACUUAGUUUCUAGAAUUUGCUUUUUGGAUACUGUAAGGAACAUGAUUUGUAUGCAAAAGCAAGAAGCGUUUAAUAUCCCCUUUUAAAGGGACUAAACAUUGGUAACAGUAUGUUUGCGCAUUGCAUCAUACGCAUGUCUCUAGCCAACUUGAAAAAGAUUUAUUUGAUUUUAACCCCAGUGGCCACUUACAAAGUGAAUGCUCCAGGCACCAAUACCCUCUACCAGUUUUGUUUUAUUAGUUGACAAGUCGGUUAGUACAGCCAAUAAGAAGCCGUACAGCCAUCCCAUAAGAAAACAGCAGCGCAUGCUUAGGAUCCUUGUGUCAUUGUUCCGUUACCCUUAGAGAGCAGGCAGUUCGACUUCUGAUUGCCUGUACCACCUGCUGUGUUAGCUAAGGAAUAACUGGCAGAGGUUUUGAGCUGCUGGAGCGCUAAGACUGUAAGAGGUCAAUGGAGAUUUUAAAGAAGAGAGUUUUGUGAAGUUGAACAGAGAUACAAUGUGUGCAUAUUCAAUGUUAUAAACGUCCCUUUAAGUUAGUCAAGUAAGCACCUAGUACAGUAUGACAGUGUAAUUCAGCUAGUUCUUUACCAAAUUUGUUAAAGUUUCAUAGCACACAGUACUAGUGUAUCAAUAAUACUAAAUGACUAUAGAUUGAGAGUUGUAGUAUUAGGAAUUAACUUGAUUCCUGUGUCCCACCUUGCACAUGCGUCAGUUCUGUUGCUGUAAACCUAUAAAAGGUAGCUGUGUUUGCAGUAUUCCCUUAUACUCCUCAGCAACAGUGUGAACAGAAAAACUUUAUUUAAUGUGAGACCUUUGAUAGGCAAAGUGUGUAACCCUUUUUGUGAGCACACAGUGAGCGCCAGGCAGCGGAAGCCAGUAAUAAUAUUUGUAAUAAUAUUUGUCAUCUCCCGGUCUAGACAAAUUCUCCCUUUUUUUCCAGUGCAUUGAAGCCUCAAAGUAACCUAUUCUAUUUGAGGAUCUAUUAACUAAUGUUGCACAUUGUCAGGUACAGAAUUAUUCUUGCAGAUGGGUUUUGGUUUGAUAUAACAUGGUAUGAAAAAAAUGCAACUGUGACCUCUUCAUAGCCUGUGGGGCCUACAACGCAUUGCACUGCAUUAUAGGUCUCUCGGGCAGCAAAGGGGUUUAAACGCACAAUAUAAAAUAAUUGUAAUAAACCACAUUGUUUCUGUUUUUAUUAGUGUUCUACAUUAGCAACAUCUAUGUUAAAGGUUCAUUUAAUGUGUAAUUUGAUACCGCCAAAUCCAAAUAAAUAAUGGACUUGUA